Molecule: messenger RNA, 2340 nt
Organism: Aspergillus neoniger CBS 115656
Lineage: Eukaryota; Fungi; Ascomycota; Eurotiomycetes; Eurotiales; Aspergillaceae
Exons: 2
Coding region: 332-2293 (653 amino acids)
Source: RefSeq, a predicted model, not a curated record
CCAACAUUGGCCAAACUGUACAGUUGUUGCACUCAAACCGGAUUAUGCAAUAGGGCGCGUAUCCAGUGGCUAGCCUGAGCCUGCUCACAAGCUAUUGAUUUGAGGCACCUGCUGGCUCUCCCUGUUAUCUACUUCCCGUACAUACUUCCUGCGGGACAAGUCUUCACAGUCGUUUUGGGAUCUCAAUACUUGCUCUCAAGAGAGCUGGGCUAUGAGUAAAUGGAGCGCUUCAUCUCCUAAGUGCCAUCGCCACCUUAGGAAAUAUCGAACGGCAUAGCACGAUACACAUUCAUUUGGCCGUCUCCGAACUGGGCCUGAAUUUGUCGCUGGGAUGAAUGGAAGCAUGGCUGAAGGUAUUUCUACCUCUCUCCAGACCUGUCCUCCAGACCCUCAUGGUCUUCAAGAUCUUGAGGGCCUUCCAUCUCCCCCAUCACUGCCUUCUCUGCACGUGAAUGAUCUGGGGCUUACACCUCCCCCUGGGUCCCAGCUGCAGCUUUCCACCAAGUCCUCCCAACAUGAAAAACGGAAACUGCCGACCAGAGAUGUGAACGCGACGUCAGAAACCCCAGCCGAUCCGCGACACGCCGCACAACCGCUCGGGAAUACCCACAAAGAUCACAACGACGAGAAGCAAGUGGAAGUCAAUGAUGCAUCCUCAGAAGAACAACCUCCGGCCGACAAGGUGGUCAAGUCCCGACAGUCGUGGGCAGAUACCGCGACCUCUUCUCCACAAUUAGAGAUAGACUUUUCGGCAUUUGACGAUUCCAAUAACGUCACAGAGGAGUUGUACGACACUCUCUUCGAUUCCGAACUUGUUCUGCAGGAGAUUGAUGCAGUCUUGCAGCGGAAGCGAAAUGGCGACGAGGCGUUCCCGGAAGAUUGUGUCUACUGGGACCAAUCUAGAAAAAGGCAAGCCACAGAGAUGUCCCAAUAUUCAACCACAGAGUCUCCGGAUAAAACACCCUCGUUAUUAUCACUAGAUUCUGGACAACCUGAACAAGGAGGCACGGGCCCUCAUACGCCAAGCGAUGUUGAGAAACGACAGUCCGAUGCCGUCUUCGACUCUAUAGACCUUCUAUUUGAAGACCAUUUGGGCGAUUUUUCAUUGGACAUCCCUGAUGGCGAGGUUUAUUCCAACUUUGACAUCCAGGGCGCGGGUAAUGGUGAAGGAGGCAAAGAAGACAUGUCAGCGAAUAUUAGUGUGUUUGACCAAUCCUUCGAUCUGCCCUCCGUCAGCGAGAUUACCAAGGAACGAUUCUCUCUUGAUGAUCAAGACAUCGUCGACAGCACAAACCGCGAAGCUCUGCAGCGAGCGUUUGCCGAGCCAGAGUACGUCUCGCCGUAUCCAGUUUAUGGGGGCCCAUUGGGAUAUAUGCCGUCAGCUCCGAAUAUCCAUGUCAGGUGCAUCGAAGUUUCGGAUGAUCGGACAAACUUGCGCCUUGCGACUCUGCGGAAUAAGGUACAGCAGCUGACGCUGGAGCGCAACAAGUAUAAACAGGAGUGGGCACUGGCGUCGGACCUGACGGCCAUGGAUCCGGCGACUGGUAAAACAAAACAACAGACACUACUUGAGCAGAAUGCCAUGCUGCGACGUGUGUGCUCCCGGCAUCAACAAAGAGUCGAGCAGUACAAGCAAGAGGCUAUCGAGUGGAAGAACAAGCUUCAUGAUCUCGGCACUAUCUACAACAAUCUACUAUAUGAGAUUCAAGUUCAGAAGCAAAUGCCUGCAGUUGCCCCGAUUCCAACUGGAUACAAACCUCCCCGGGCACGCCAGGCUAGCUCAAACGCAACCUCGUUACAACUGUCGACCUCACAGCCACAAUCCAUGACAACACCAAAUGCAUCUGCUGGGGAGCCUAUCACAAUCGACCUGACCGAAGAAACAGGCGAUGACGGGUCAGCUGCAGCGAAUCCAACCCCAGAAGAACAGGAAGAGCGUCAACGACGCGUGGAGAUGCUUCAGUCACUGCGGAACAAAAAGUACAGUUGGCUUGGUGAUGCGGACGGAGGCGUCGGCAAUCAAAACCUCCGCCUCAGUGUAACCCCAGCGCCUCGACAAGGAUCUCUAAAACCCGCGGGUGGGCCUCACGACUCCGAACGGAGCCGGAACGAUCACGUACCAAUAAGAGACAUCAGCGAGAUUGCGUCAGACGAUCGGGUGGAGGACAACGACGAUGACUUGGCUCGUAUGAUGGAGCAAGAGUUGGCUUCGCCGAGUGCCACGUGUAAGUCGUGUGAUUUUGAUGUACUUACGGCCCAGGUUGAGGAUAGUCCGAAGAAUGUUUCAAAAUGAUUGAGAUCCAUCUGAGAAGGGGUAGUUGUGCGGCUCUUUCGCUCUUA